This is a messenger RNA of Drosophila bipectinata, 547 nucleotides long. RefSeq names its product Chorion protein 16 (gene Cp16). Gene Ontology annotation, cellular component: egg chorion. The record is from RefSeq and is a predicted model, not a curated record. Lineage: Eukaryota; Metazoa; Arthropoda; Insecta; Diptera; Drosophilidae. Gene Ontology annotation, biological process: multicellular organism development.
UCCGCUCCUCGCACCAUACCCCAAUCCGCAUACGAGUAGCAUCAUGUCCAGCUCCGCCCUCUACCUGUUGGUUGCCACCUGCUGCAUCGCCACCAUUGUCUCCGCCAACCGUCCCGGCUAUGGCCACGGUCCCAGCCACGGUCCCAGCUACGGUGCCAGCUACGGAGAUGUGGUUAAGGCCGCCGAGACCGCUGAGGCUCAGGCCUCUGCUCUGACCAAUGCCGCCGGAGCAGCUGCCUCCGCCGCCAAGUUGGACGGUGCUGACUGGUAUGCCCUCAACCGUUAUGGAUGGGAGCAGGGCAGGCCCCUGUUGGCCAAGCGUUAUGGUCCUCUGGACAAGCUCUACGCCGCUGCUCUGCCACCACGCUCUUUCGUGGCUGAGAUCGACCCAACUUUCAAGAAGAGCCACUACGGAGGCGGAUAUGGUUAUGGUGAGGGUGUGAAGCUCAACACCGAGUCCAAACUGGCGGUCGUUGCCGUCUAAGAGCACCUGUUUUAAUUGCUCAAAAAGUCUUAAUAAAUAGUGAUAGCUUAAAGCGAAAAAAAA